AUGAAGUUAAGGAAUAUUAAAAAAAAUGACAAACAAAAUGGAAAAAGUAUUAAAGUAAAAAAAAAAAAAAUAGGAAAUAAGUGCACACAAAAUGGAAAAAAUGGAAGAGAGAAAAAAAAAAAUAGUAAGAUAACACAUAUUGAAUAUUUAGAGGACAGAAAUAAAAAGAAGAAUAAAACGAAAUUUCACAAAAAAGUACGAUUUACAAAAAUUUGUUCUAACAUUCGAUCCAAUGUGGAUAUCAAACAAGGUAAACUGAUAAAUAAUAAUAAUAAUAAAAAAGAAACAGUAUUAGUAAAUGUGAAAGAAAAAACCAAUUCAUUGAAUAAUAAAGAAAUAUUGAAGCCACAAAAAAACAACAAAAAUAGUAAGUUAGUAAGUAAUAAUACCAAGAAUACAAAUUUCGAAGAUACUAAUAAAAAUGGUGUUAUUUUGGUUAGCAAAAAUAAUAACAAUAAUAAAAACCACAACAUUAUUAACAGAAAUAGCAAAUGUGUUGAUACAUUAAAAAAUAAUGAUUUGAACAGGUCGAAAAAUGAACAGAUGAAGAAAAAGAAUUGGAAAAAAAGUAAAAAAAAAAAAAAAUAUUUAAGUGAAAAUGAAUUAAAUUUGAAUGGGAAAAAAAAAAAAAAAAUCGUUGAAAGCAACAGCAGGACAGUUAAAAAAUCAUACAAAACAGAUGAGAAUGAUUCUCAUAUUUUAUCUAACAAAAAAGAAACAAUGAAUACACAUAAAAAACAUAUGUCUCGAAUAAAAAAAAAAAAAAAAAAAAUCCAAUAUAACAAAAUAAAUGAAACAGCAAAUGAAAAAACAACUGUGGUAGAAAAUGAAGAAAUACUUGGGACAGAUCGUGAAAUUAAUAAUGAGAAAAGCAUACAAAACAUGGAUGAAUAUUUGCUUUUAAAAUCAGAUUAUUUUUUUGAAAAAAAAUUAAAUAAAACAAAAGGGGUAUACACCAAUAAUAUUGGUAACAAUACGAUGUUUUAUUAUGGUAAACGAUCAUUUAGAAGCAAAAAAAAAAUGAUGCUAAUGAUGAAAAAAUUAAAAAAUAAUAAAAUAAAAAGAUCGAUAAAUGAUUUUAUAAAAAAUAAUAGUAUAAAUAAUAAUAAUAUUGCAACUAAUAACAAAUAUAAUAUUUACAGUUUUGGUAAAGGCAACUAUCUAUACUCAUUAGAAAGAAUAAAUUAUAAUAAUGAAAAAACAAAUGUAGAUAAUAAAAUAAAACUAAAUUUUAUUGAUGAAGUAAUAAAUAUAAAAAAACAAAAAUUUAUAAUCGGAUCGUCAAAUAGAAAAUGUGAUUUAGUUUUAAAAGGGGAUAUCGAAACAGAACAUUGUGAAUUAAUAUGUAAAUGUGUACAAAAAAAUAUUAAUCAUACAACCGAUAAAAAUAGACAAAUAAAUAAAUAUAAUUUAUUUAUUGUAAAUAAAUCAACAAAUAACAGUACCAUACUAAAUGAUAUGAUUGUGGAUAUUGAUCAAGUGAAAGAUGAAGACAGCAUAUUUUUAGGAAUAAAUGAAAUUGAUAAAAAAAAUAAUAGUAAAUAUAUUUAUAAAAUUAAAUAUAAUAAAUUAGCUAAUAUUUUUAAUAUAAAUAAUGGAAAUAAUUAUACCAAAGAUAAUGUUAUUACCCCAAUGCUAAAUAAAUCAAAAAAAAGAAAAGGUAGUAAAAUUGUGUCUAAUAAUUUUUCUUUAAAUAAUACAAUAGAAGAAGAUGAAUCAAAAAUAUGUAUAGUCAUAUUUCUUAUAAUAAAUAAAAAUAAUACUACUGAAAAUACUGGUCUUUUUAUGACAAAUAACAAUAAUUAUUAUGGAAGCAAUUCUAAAAAUGUAUGGAAUGAACCUAUAUAUACAUUAAAUAAUUUAUGUAACAUUACAAAUUUAAAUAUUACUCCUAGAAAGAGUUUAGAUGCCUUAGGAUACGGUAAUAAUAUAUCAGCAAAUAAUGUAAAUAAUUCUAUAAAGCAUAAUAAUAAUACACCUGGCCAUUUAAGUUCUGUUGCGAAUUUCAAUUUGUAUAGUAACAAGGGAUCUACUUCCAUUAAUAAAAUGAUAGAGGAAGAUUCACCUAAUACCCAAUUUAAUGAAAGUAUUAAAAAAAUAAAUAAAAUAUGUCAAAGCCGACUUUCUCCAUUAUGUAUAAAAGAUUCAAUAAAAAAAGAUGAAAAAGUAAAAGGGUUAUCAAGAACAAGAAAUAAUUCUAAAGAACUUCCGGUAACAUUAUUAAAUGCAUGUGCUGAGUUGUGUAAAGAAAUAAAUAAAAGUACAACUAAUGAAAAUAAUAAUAUUAAUCAAAAUAAUUCUAUUACAAAAAAUUCUUCGCUUUUUAAUAAUCCGAGUCCAUUAAAAAUGGAAACUUAUCUUGUUAGUAAUGAAAAUAAAUCGGCCACAAAACAUAUAACCAAUAUGCAUAGUAAUCCUCAAAUUAGUACAGAUUCUAUUCAAAUUCAUAAAAAUGAUUUAAAUCUUACUCAAGAUACACAUUUGAUAAAAAAUAAUGCAUCUACAGAAAAUCAAUUAAAAAUUUUGUCUGUAGAAAAGGAAACAAAUAUUAAUGAAAAUAAUAGAAUAUCAUCUGUGACACCAAAUAAAGAUGCCGAUUUGGGACUACAAGGAGAGACAAAAAAUGUAAGACCAUCUUUUUUAAAACAAAUUUUUAGUAGAUCAUUGUCCCCAUUUAAGUACAUAUCUGAAAGGGUAGAUAAAAACACAAAAAUUGUUACUAAAGAAAAUGGAUACAAUACAAAUGAUAAUAAGGAGGAUGAUGAAGAAAUAGGGGAAAUAGUAAACCUUCGAGAAGAAUUAAAUAUAACCCCUCCAAAAGAUAAGAUAUUAUGUGAGGAAAAUGGCGAUAAAGAACACAGUACAAUACAAAAUAAUACUAACAUAAAUGGAAAUAACCAAACUAAUGGUAUCGAAAAUAAUCAAGAUUGUAAUAAAAUUACAAACAGUACAGAAAAAGGAGUAUAUUCUCUAUUAUAUUCAAAAAAUAGUGAAAAUAAAUCAUAUAAAGAUUGUGUAUUGUGCCUAAAAAAUGAAGAAGGAAAAGAGGCAUACUUAAAAGUAAUAGGUGAAAUUAAAGUAAAAAGAAAUGCUACAUUUUCAGAAAUUAAACAAGAGAUCGAUUUAAAAUUGAUAGAGAAGUCCACAGAAUGCUCGACAUUAAAUAAUGGUAAUUAUUUAAUUCAUUUAAAUGCAUUUUCAGAAAAAGUAAAUGAAACAAAAUUUAAUGAAUUGUCUGCAUUACAUUUAGAUUAUAUCGACAACACAAAUUUUUCAGACAUAGAUACUUUAGAAUCAUUUGAACUAAAGAAAAUGAUAUUUAUAAAAUAUGAAGAAUAA
Plasmodium vinckei vinckei is the source of this 3339-nucleotide messenger RNA. Its product is annotated as conserved Plasmodium protein, unknown function. The coding region runs from base 1 to 3339 and encodes 1112 amino acids. The record is from RefSeq and is a predicted model, not a curated record. Lineage: Eukaryota; Apicomplexa; Aconoidasida; Haemosporida; Plasmodiidae. The transcript has a single exon.